AUGAAAAGAGAAAAUAUUGAGGAAGAGAAACUAAUAGCAAUCAAGAAUCCAUAUCUCAGAUAUCAAUGUGAUGAACAAAAUGAAGCAUUUUGUAACAAUAUACUUAUGAUAGUCAAUACAUUUGUUAAUGAUACUAAUUAUCAUUAUCUUGUAUCUUUUAUUGGUUAUAAACUUCCUAGUGAUAGUGGUGAUCCAAAAGGACUUAAAUUAUACAUUCUGUGGAUUGCAAAAUUUGGAUAUGAUGCAAGUUUUGUGACCAAUGGGAAAUUUUUUGGAAAAGAUGAAAUUGAAUCAUGGAAAAGAUAA
Messenger RNA from Ambispora leptoticha, 306 nucleotides. Lineage: Eukaryota; Fungi; Glomeromycota; Glomeromycetes; Archaeosporales; Ambisporaceae. The record is from the annotation of a GenBank genome assembly.